CAUUCGCUGAUGUGAGGAUGAAAAGCCACCAAAGCACUGCUCUCUUUCUCUCUCUCACCCUGGAAUAAGAAAACCAGCAUGUCAACGCUCUCCCUCAGAAACUACUCCUCGAAGCAGGUUGCCAGUUUGACCCGCUCCUCGUGUGGAAUGAGCAGCCAGGUGUUUGCCCGGCAUGCGCCAAGCGUAUACGCAGGUGCCGGUGGCUACGGUGCCCGCAUCUCCUACUCUGUGUUCUCUAGCGGUGGUGGUGAUGGUGGUGGCUUUGGCUAUUUAAGUGGCCUGUCUCUGGGGGGUGGUAGCGGUGGUGGUUUUUGUGGUGAUGCUGGUGGUGGUGCUGGUGGAGAGCUUGGUUGCUCCAUCAACGAGAAGACCACCAUGAUAAACCUCAACGACCGCCUGGCCAUCUACCUGGAGAAGGUGCGCACCCUGGAGGCCUCCAACACCACCCUGGAGAAGCAGAUUCUCGAGUGGAGCCAGAAUCGUGUCAUUGUCACCCAGGACUACAGUGCCUACUGGAAGACCAUCGCUGAGCUCCAGGGCAAGAUCGCUGUAGCAAACAUGGACAAUGCCAGCAUUAUUCUCCAGAUUGACAAUGCCAAACUAGCAGCGGAUGACUUCAGUGCCAAGUACGAGGCUGAGCUGGCAAUGAGGCAGUCCGUCGAGGCUGACAUCGCCGGACUGAGGAGGCUCCUGGAUGAGCUGACUCUGGUCAGAUCCUCCCUGGAGACGGAGAUCGAGGCGCUGAAGGAGGAGCUGGUCUAUCUCAAGAAGAACCACGAGGAGGAGCUCCUGGCUUUGCGUUCUCAGGUGGGCGGGACGGUCAAUGUGGAGGUGGACGCUGCCCCACAGCAGGACACGUCCAGAGUCCUGGAGGAGAUGCGCAUGCAGUACGAGGGCAUCGCCGACAAGAACCGCCGGGAAGUGGAGGCCUGGUACAAAGACAAGUUUGAGGAGCUGAACAAGCAAGUGACCACCAGCACAGAAGUUCUCCAGACGUCCAAGAGUGAGAUCUCAGAACUGAAGAGGACGCUCCAGGGACUGGAGAUCGAACUGCAGUCUCAACUCAGCAUGAAAUCCGCGCUGGAGGUCACUGUGGCAGAGACAGAGGGCAGCUACGGGGCACAGCUGAGCCAGCUGCAGGUGUUCAUCGACAGGCUGGAGGCUGAACUGGUGCAGCUCCGAAUGGACAUGGAGCGCCAGGGCAACGAGUACAAGAUGCUGCUGGACAUCAAGACCCGUCUGGAGAUGGAGAUUGCAGAGUACAGGCGCCUGCUGGAUGGAGAGGAUGAAGGCAAGUUUUCCAGCUCAACUUCAACUGCUUCUACAGCUCCAGCAGUAGUGAAUGCAGUGGAGGCGUCAGAGCCUCCAGUCACCCAGGCCAUGAAGGUAAUUAUCGUGGAGGAGGUUGAUGGUGUGGUGGUCGAUACCAGAGAGGAGAUGAUUUAAGCAGCCCAUGUGAACAGCACCACCCCAGGGAAGAAAAAGGACAACGACUUCCAACGCUCGUGGAAAAAAAAAAAAAAAUCAACAGCUUUCUCUUUUCUGUUAACUUGAUAAGCUAAAAUAAAUAGAACAGUCCAGGAGUCAUCUUGAGAAUUGUACUGGAUAUAGUGCUUGCCCAUAUUUUUGGUUGUCCUCUUCUGCAAAUAAAUAAACAAAUAAAGGGCUCUUUCUUGCAUUGCA
Acipenser ruthenus (sterlet) is the source of this 1683-nucleotide messenger RNA. RefSeq names its product keratin, type I cytoskeletal 13-like. Gene Ontology annotation, molecular function: structural molecule activity. The transcript has 8 exons. Lineage: Eukaryota; Metazoa; Chordata; Actinopteri; Acipenseriformes; Acipenseridae. The coding region runs from base 79 to 1446 and encodes 455 amino acids. The record is from RefSeq and is a predicted model, not a curated record.